AUGGGCUGGAUGGAAGUCAUCCCUGCAGACAUCACUGCAGAAAUUGUAAGCAAAACCUUUUAUAAGCACUGGAUUUGCAGAUUUGGCGUCCUAUAUAUAAUUAUUACGGAUCAAGGAACGCAGUUUCAAUCACAGUUGUUUAGGAGUUUGGCUGUAAUAUGUGAGGCUAAGGUCCUUCAUGCUAUAGCGUACCAUUCCCAAUGCGAUGGGAAAAUUGAGAGGCUUCAUAGAAAUUUGAAAAUUGCUAUAAAAGAGCAUGAUAAUUCUCAGUGGACUGAAACACUACCAACAGUUCUGUUGUGUCUUAGAUCUGCUUUACGAUGUGACACAAACCACUCGAUUGCGCAAAUGGUAUAUGGAACAAACUUUAAACUACCUGAUGAAUUUUUUGAUCCACCCAAUUUUAAAGUUGACCCUGCUACCUUUGCGGGUAAGUUGCUAAACUAUAUGGAUAACUUUAAACCGAUAAAAACACGGUGUGCUACCCAUCAGAAAGUUUUUAUCCAGAAAGAUUUAAAGUCAUGCUCGUAUGUUUUUGUGAGAACAGACAAAGUGAAAAAGCCACGUGAACCAACUUAUACGAGACCGUUUCAAGUAUCUGAUAGAAAUGAGAAAUAUUUUUCUGUGCUCGUCAAAGGCAAAACAGUUAAUAUUUCUGUUUGCAGACUAAAGCCCGCAUACAUGCUAGCUACUGAUUUUGAUGCUGUAUCUGACAAAGUGAUUGUGGAUAAUAAAAGUAACCAACAUUCAAGCGAAAAGAUUUCCCAAGCUAUCGACGACAGCAAAACUCUUACAGCCGUUCCGGUAGACAGGUAA
This is a messenger RNA of Stegodyphus dumicola, 816 nucleotides long. RefSeq lists its product as uncharacterized. The record is from RefSeq and is a predicted model, not a curated record. Lineage: Eukaryota; Metazoa; Arthropoda; Arachnida; Araneae; Eresidae.